Trachymyrmex septentrionalis is the source of this 2260-nucleotide messenger RNA. Its product is annotated as nardilysin-like. The record is from RefSeq and is a predicted model, not a curated record. Gene Ontology annotation, molecular function: metal ion binding. NCBI's taxonomy places the organism in Eukaryota, Metazoa, Arthropoda, Insecta, Hymenoptera, Formicidae.
AUGACGCUGAAGUUGACGAUUGCGAAGAACGUCUUUAUCUCGAAGGCGCCCCAAAGGGCUUCGAUUAACUUGCCGCAUAGCCCGACGGUCACCACGUCCGUCCACAUCUCCCAGAAGUGUAUCUUGAGGAAGCAGAAGGUGAAGCCCAGAACUAGAAGAUCGGUGGUAGCUUGGCGUGACGUUCAAUAUAAUAUCGAAUACAUUCUGGACAAGCCUGAAAAAUCGGAGUAUCAUAAAGCUGAAUACAGAGUCAUUAGACUACCAAAUGGUUUAACAGCUUUGUUAAUAUCUGAUCUGGAAGAAGCGAAUAAUACGAAUUAUAAAGACUAUGGAGCAAGUUGUUCUUCAGUUAAACAAGUUAAAAAAGACGUAAAGAAGGCUUCUUGUGGUUUAUGUGUGAGAGUAGGCAGUUUUAAUGAUCCACCGGAAGUUCCAGGACUGGCACAUUUCCUUCAACGCAUGAUUUUUAUAGAAUCCGAAAAAUAUCCAAAUGAAAACGAUUUUAAAGGAUUUAUCAGUCUUCAUGGUGGCACUACUUACGGUGUAACAGAUUGCGAGUAUACAAGAUUUUACUUUGAUAUCUCAGAGACACAUUUGUUAUCAGCUCUCGUUCCUUUUAGUAUAUCUUUCGAUGGAUUUUGGAUAAAGAAAGAUGCCAUCACGCGAGAGCGAAAGAUCGUACAAAAAGAGUUUCAGUUAAAUUCAUCUAGUAACAAACAUAGAAUGGAACGAUUAUUGUCUUUUAUUGCUCGAAAUGGUCAUCCAUCCAGUAAGUUUCUUCGAGGAAAUUCGAUACCUUUAAACAAUGAUAUAAAUGAUGACAAGUUGUACGAAGAGGUGUACAAAUUCAAAAAACACCAUUAUAGCGCUCACAGAAUGACGCUAGCUAUACAGGCGAGAUUAUCGUUAGAUACAUUGGAACAGUAUGUCCAAUUAUGCUUUAAUUCUUUAUCAAGUAAUUGGCUGCCUUCCGAUGACUUUACCGAAUUUAAAGACGGCGAUUUAUUUGAAACUGACGCAUCUCAAAAAACGUUUAAAUGGAUUAAACCCAUUAAUCAUAUCAGCCAAUUGCAUGUAAUAUGGGUUUUGCCUUCACUACUAAAUUUUUACAAAAGUAAACCAAGUAAAUAUAUUUCAUGGAUUAUUGAACAUAAAGGAAAUGGUUCUUUAACUAGUUAUCUACGUAAAAAAAUGUGGGGCCUUGAUGUGUUUUGUGGUAACUGUGAUAACAAUAAUGAUUUCGGAUACAACUCUAUGUACGUUUUAUUUGAGAUUAUAGUAGAACUCACCGAAGAGGGACUAAAAUAUCCGAGAAAGGUUCUAAAUGCAAUAUUUUCUUUUAUGAAUUUAAUAAGAAGAAUGGGUCCACAAAAGAGUAUUUAUAAUGAGCUUUAUAAAAUAGGAAAUAAUAAUUUUAGAUUUUUUAGUAAGCAUAAUGAUGUGUUUGAUUUAUGUAAGGGAAUGCAUUUCUAUCAGCCGUGUGAUUAUCUAACUGGAAAGCAUAUUUAUUUUGAGUAUAACCCAGAAGCUAUACAAAAAUGUUUGAAUCUUUUGAUGCCAGAGACGGCGAAGAUCAUGAUUUUCAACAAUAGAUUUAAAAAAAAUAUAGUCGAACCGCAUAUUAAAAUUAUUUAUAAAGAUAUGGAGCUACCAGAUGAAUGGCUCAAUCACUGGAAAUCUAUCGAACCAUUGUCUAGUUUUCAUUUACCAUCACGCAAUAAAUUUCUUACCAAUAAUUUCUCUUUUAUACCGAUAUCAGCAAAAGCUUCGAAAUAUCCUGUAAAAAUAAACAACGAUUCUGUAUCGGAAAUUUGGUUUUGUCCGAAGUUUAAUUGGCCGGUGUGCCAUAUAAAUCUUCAUAUUGUCUCCAUUUCUCAUCUGCAAUUUCGAAAAUCAAAAAAUGCUGCUCUUUUACAAAUGUACUGCAAUGUAAUAAAAUAUCUAUUGCUCGAUAAGUUAUAUCCGGCUAUAACGGCUGGAUUUAGUUAUGAGAUCGAUGUUAAUGAAGAAGAUACAGGUAUUAUAAUACAAAUAAGCGGUUUCAACGAAAAUCUGUCAUUCUGGUUAAUGAUUAUUGCAAACUGUAUAGUAAAUUUAGUCCCUAAUUCGAGGGACUUGUUUUAUACUAUUAAACGGCAACAACUCAAGGCAUACUACAACAGAUUUAUAGAACCGGAGAAGUUCAGCGAGAAUAUUGAAUUAUGGAUACUAAAGUACCACAACUGUUCACACAUUCACAAAUAUAAUGCUCUACAUCGAU